AUGUCGUGGAGAAGCUCUGUACGGACGUAUGCCUACCUACUUUCUACUGAGCUAAUCACGACGACAGGCUUCCAUGUCGCCAUUCGAGAUGCCUUCCUGGCACAAGAGCCACGCCUACUCUCCGACCUCAUCGACCAGGCCGUUCGCGCCAACGACGUCCACUCGCGCUACGCUUCCGCCGCCAUAUGCAUGCUACUCCACCCCUUACCGCAGCGUACAUCAAUGCCUGCAGACACGCAAGUCCUGUUCGUGCAGACCUUCGACCGCGCCGCAGCCGAGCCUUGCAUGGACACCAUCAAACCCGCCUACCAGCUCCUCCAAGGCAGCGCUUCACACUUACUCGGCAUCCUGUCCAGCAAAGUCCUGGUACGCAUAGAAGACCAGAUCUUCGGUAUCCUGCGCAACAUCAAAGGCGACACGACUCCACUCAGCCUCUACUGCUUGGCAAUCUUGCGAGUGAUGCUUGCCACUUCAGACGACGACUUUCGCAGCUCGAUUAGCUCAUACGAUACCCAGGAACUUCUAGCCAGCACCCAGCUCACGUCAUCGAGAUGGACGCCUGAUGCCGUGCGGCAAUUCUUCCAAGAUACGAAGGCUCAGAAGACGUUGCAGCUGAUCGUGCUUCGUGCGAUGUGGGCGUGUACUUCAACUACAGAUCUGCAGCUGGAUGAGAGGUUGGAGUCGCUGAAGCUGGCGAACGAGAUCAUUGAGGCAGUUCCGAUUGAAAGCCGCCUGACGUGGCGGAAGACGAAUGCUCUGCUGGUGCGGAAGCUUGAGGAGAAGGCUGCUGCUGAUGGACUGGAACCGGCUUUGCGGUAUCAAGCGCUUUGCUUCCUACUUCAGCUGACGAAGGGCGGUUUCAGUCCGUCUGUGAUCAUCGACCAUCUUCGUCAGCUCGUCAUGAAGCCCACUUCCAUCCGACAGGUGGUGGCCUCUGGUGAGGUCUCCCAUCUCCAACUACUGGCUGGCUGUGGUGUUCUCGACCACGAUACUACAACUGCACUCAUCCAAAAUCUGGUCGACUUCGCCACAGGGUCGGACAGCGAAGGUGUUGUUGAGCUGAGCAAGCCAUUGGAGAGCCUUUUCGGUCAGUUCACUGGAUUCAUUACGCACGAGGAGUCCAUCGCGGAGGGCACAUUGCUGGCUCUGGAUGGUCUUGCAUGCGGCGAUCGACUACAUCAGAUGGCCCGCCAGCUGGAACCACCCAACAGCAAUGAAACAACUACGAACUCCUCAACAUCGAUCUGCAGUCAGACGCUACACACCGCACGCAGAGCUCUCGUCCAUGGGCUGAGCAGAUUGUUUCUUUCUGCUGCGCUGUUGUCCCGCCACUCAAGCUAUUCGCCGUCCACAGCGACCCAAGCCCUGCUUCUGGACCUUCAUGCAUCGUCUGCUCAGCAAGUUCAGCAGUGCAAUCACGCUCAGCGAAGCGCUACCAAUACUUCGCCAUUUCCCUUCGUCGAGGCAACAAGCACGCCUGAUCCACAUCAGCACCACUGGCAGCAGGCUCUGGCUGCGCACAUGGAUACCAGGGCCCGAGCAGAGCAUCAAAGUAUUUCCGCCAUCUUUCACCAAGCUGUCUCUGGUCUCGAAGCACGCUGCGAAAGCAUUGAGGGGCCAUUGCGCGAGGAGCAGAGCCUGCGACAAUCGUUACAGAAGGAGUACGAUGCCCUGAGCGGAGCAUACGCCACUCUGGAGACGGAAAGCCUUGACCGAAGUGUUCGUCUCGAUGCUCUCGAAGCCGAGAAGGAGCAGUGCAGGCAUGAGCUUGAUAAUGCCAAUGCUGAGAUUAACGAGUUGACGCAGAAAAUUCAAGGUGUGGAAAUGGAGCUCCGGGACAGCAGAGCCGAAAGGAGCAGGCUUUCCACCGAGGCAGCGGAGGGCAAGAAUGCAUUGGAACUUCGACAUUCGGCUGCUUUCGCCAGGAAGGAGGAAGAAGUUGAGGAGCUUCGAGACCAGCUUGACCGUGCGAACGAAGAUGCUACAGCCUCGUCUGAAGAGGUUGCGGGUCUCAAGCAGGAAGUUGAAGACGCAAGAGCUACUACUGACGACACAGCCAGCGCGAGGGACCGAUUCGAGACGCUCUGUCACGAGAGGGAGUCAACGAUCGAGCAGCUUCGGUCAGAGGUCAGAGAAGCCAACGAAUUCAAAGGAGGUCUUGAGGCACAGCUUUUGGAAAUGCGUGAACAAGCGCGACAGGCCGCCGAGCAACAUGGUCUCAGGCUGAACGAGCAAGAAGAAUCACUGCGGGAAGAGAUGCAACGUCUGGUGGACGAGAAGUCUCAACAGAUUAAUGAAGUGAAUGAGCAACGCGAGGAACUGCAUGUCGCAUUGUUGAAGGCUCGAGGAGACGUAGAAAGGUUGUACCAGUUGCAAGAGCAGCAGAACGCCCGUCUGGAGAAGAGGGGAAGAAAGAACGCUGACCUGCAGAAAGAGAUCGACCGCCUCCAUCGCAAAUUCGAACAGAAGGACAGACAGAUCUCCGAAGCGAACGCCAUGCGUGCUAAUCUCAUGGCCGCAAUGGGCCUCAACAGCCUCCAGCCCCAACCAGCCCCUAGCCUCCCCUACCGCCCAUCCCGCUCUACUGGCCGGCCUACACAAGAAGACCAAGACCCUUCACCACCCACACCCUUCUCCGGCGAUGACGCCGAACCCGACUCGCAGCACCUCCAAGCUUCCUUCGCCUCCAACGCAUCGUCAACAGAAUCCAGAAGCGGUCCGACGCCCAAGCGGCCCAAAUCACGGCAUUCAGCCAACCCAACGGCGAAAACGCCAGCCAAAGCGCGCACGAGCAUGGCAUCGAGGCGGUCGACGAGGUCGAGUAUGGCCGGCACGGGAACGGGGAGGAGGAAGCCACUGGGGAGUUUGAGUGGGAAUGAGGGAGGGAGGAAGAGCGUGGGGAGUAAGACACCGAUGAAAGGGGUGGACGAGGGGAUGGAUGAGAGUACGUUUGAUGGGAGUGAGGUGUUUGGGGGGACGCAGGGGGGUAUGGUGGAUUUUGAGGGUGCUUUGGAUGGCUGA
Molecule: messenger RNA, 3021 nt
Organism: Saxophila tyrrhenica
Lineage: Eukaryota; Fungi; Ascomycota; Dothideomycetes; Mycosphaerellales; Extremaceae
Exons: 2
Coding region: 1-3021 (1006 amino acids)
Source: RefSeq, a predicted model, not a curated record